Messenger RNA from Notolabrus celidotus (New Zealand spotty), 3902 nucleotides. RefSeq names its product citrate lyase beta like (gene clybl). The transcript is spliced from 9 exons. The coding region runs from base 210 to 1241 and encodes 343 amino acids. Gene Ontology annotation, biological process: regulation of cobalamin catabolic process. Gene Ontology annotation, molecular function: (S)-citramalyl-CoA lyase activity. The record is from RefSeq and is a predicted model, not a curated record. Lineage: Eukaryota; Metazoa; Chordata; Actinopteri; Labriformes; Labridae.
GUAGUGAGAAAGUGGGCAACCCUAUACAAGACAGACCACAGUGCCGUCCCACUUCUUCUUCUUCCCUGUUUACAAUCCCAUGUGCUCGGAGUCCUCCAGAGCACGCCCUCUCUCCACUCGUCAGCCAAUCACGGAGCCCGCCGAGCAGGAGUGGACUUCUUCCACAGCCAAUCACAGCCUUACUCUUUUGGCGCGUCACCCAAAGAAACAUGGCGGCGCACAUAACCAGAGGAGUGAAACGACUUGUCCCAAAGGAGAGCGGCUGGCUCCUGCCCGCAGCUUGGCAGUUGUGUACCGAAGCAUGGCGUCAUCACCAUCACUCUGCAGGCCCCUCGCUGCGCUACGUACCCCGCAGGGCCGUUCUCUACUGCCCUGGCAAUGAUGAGCGAAAAUUGAGGAAGCUGGCCUCGCUGGAUGUCGACUGCGCAGUCUUGGACUGCGAGGACGGUGUAGCCCUCAGCAAAAAGACAGAAGCAAGGGAGACCAUACCCAGGAUGCUAGCAGAACUGGACCUGGGCCGGACAGAGAAGUGUGUGAGGGUGAACUCGGUGUCCAGUGGUUUAGCUGAAGCUGACCUACAGGUCAUCCUGCAGGCUGAGGUCCUCCCUCCUGCCAUCAUGUUGCCCAAAGUGGAGGACACGCAGGAGGUGCAGUGGUUUGUUGACAGGUUUCAGCACAACUUGAAAGGACGGCCGCUGACAGAACCCAUCCGCCUGGUCACCUUUGUGGAAACCGCUGUGGGCCUGCUCAAUUUUAAGGCAGUGUGUGAGGAAAUCCGUCGCCUCGCUCCAGCAGCUGGUCUCCACCAUGACGGUGUGGUGUUCGGCUCCGAUGACUUCUGUGCCAGCAUAGGUGCAACGCGCACUAAAGAUGCCAGGGAGCUCCUUUAUGCCAGGCAGAAGGUGGUUGUGACCACCAAAGCGUUUGGGCUGCAGGCUAUCGACCUGGUGUACAUCGACUACAAAGACUUGGAGGGGCUGAGGCGACAGGCCAGGGAGGGAGCUCUCAUGGGAUUUACAGGUAAGCAGGUGAUCCACCCAGGGCAGAUCCAGGCUGUGCAGGAGGAGUUCUCCCCCAGUCCGGAGAGGGUCGAGUGGGCCAAAGAGCUCAUUGCUGCUUUUGACCAGCACCAAAAGGAGGGAAAGGGUGCGUUCACCUUCCGUGGCAGCAUGAUAGACAUGCCCUCUGUGAAGCAGGCACGGAACAUCCUCUCGCUCUCCGACGUGGUGCCGCAGCAAUGACACGACCAGCGAGAAGAACCAUGAGGAACGACACGACUCAACCCUGACAGGAGAGGUCAAAGGACACUGGAAAUGUUGCAGGUUCCAUGAACAUUAAGAGCACUUUUAAGGCAUUAGAACUGUCACUGUGGUGAACAUUGGGGUUAAAAUAGAAGUUUUUUUGGAUUUUUGAAAUGCUUUUGUUAAAUUCAUGUGAUUGUCAUGACAUUUCCGGAGGGGAUGAUUAUCUGGAAGUAUGCCUUUCAGAAGUCUGCAACACUUAAAAAAUCUGCACACAGCGAGCCGAAAACAGCAGACAUCCGCGUCUUGGAGUGUGUGUCGAGGUUUAUUUCCCUGUGUGGGCACUUUCUUGGCACACUCUUCAGUGUGUGUGCGCCAUCAUGUCAGUCUUCAGUGUGUGUCCCAGGUCAUGAUGAAUGCUCUCCCAUCUCCACGGUCCAGGCAGCUGGGCGAAAAGGGUAAACAAACACAACAAGCCACUGUUGUCGGAUCUAUUCAUUAGGCCCCAGUCCCUCCAGUCAAGGCCUCAGCCCCCCCUGCUCAGGCCCUGACUCCCAAACAUCAAAGUCUCAGUCACUUUAAAGGAUAAAAAAAACCCAAAUGGAAGUGCGUAAACUCACCAUUUAGCUUUUUUUUGUGUGUCAGUCUGCUUAGUAAAGACGUGCAGCUCGCUCUGUGGCAGCUGCGGGCCUGUGGUCUUGAUGGAGAGGGCGUGCGGCGUCUGACUCACCAUGACCUGCGCGAAAAAUAAACAGUGCAUACAUGCACACGCUGCGGCACUGUUCCACUACUGAUCUCUCAUUCAGCACAAACUCUAAGUUGAAUUUCCUGCUACUGCUUCUACAUUACACUUACCUGUUUCUUUGUUUGUUAUGACUGACACUUAUUUGAUUGAAGCAACUACAGGCAGAGCUGCAACGAAUACUCAUGAUUCAGGGCUUGUACAUGGAUAUAACUGAAAAAUCCAAGUUUUAGGACACAUUAAGCAGAAAGACAAGAGACUAAAAAUGAACACAGGAAAAAAAAAACACUGGCAUGAUGACACAAAUGGAUACAGUCAGAACAAAAAUGAAAUGCAUGUUUGUUUUUUUUAAAGUUAUAUUUUUGGCCUUUUUGCCUUUAUUUUUUAGGACAGCUGAAGAGAGACAGGAAAUGUUGGGAGUAGAGAGUGUGGGAAGACAUGCAGGAGAUGGUCGAGCGGUCAGGAAUCGAACCGGCGACCUCUGUGACGAGGACUGCAGCCUCUGUAUGUGGGGCGCUUAGACCGCUAGGCCAGUAGCGCCCCGUUUGCAUGUUUUUUUGAUAAACUUUAAGUAUCAUUGCAAAUACAAGCAGAACUGCAACAAAUAUCCACAUACAUGGACGUAGAUAUUACAAGAAAACAACACACUGAUACACUAUUUUUGUGACACACUGAAUAAAAGAGUGAGACUAACUGAAAAUUACAACACGCCCCUCCUCCAAUGGAUGACACAAAACAGAGCCUGAGAGGAACACACAGAAAAAACAAAAAUCAAAAUGCUGCAUAAAAAUUAUCUUCCAUCACAUCAACAAAACUCCUCUGGAAAUAUACACAGUAUUUGAUUUCUUGAACGUCUCCCAUUCCUACACCUCAGUUUGUACCUCUAAUGUUGGAAAGGAAAUGUUGAACCUCUGCUCAUGAUCAUAUACAAACAUCUUAUAUAACUACACCUUUUUAUUAGCAUCACAAAAAGUAGUCCCUCUACCGCACAGCUUUGAUGGUCACUUUGUAAAACAGAACAACAGACUAAACUCCCAGAGAAGUUCUUUGAAGUCCUUUUAAAGCUGUCACAUGUUAAAGUAUUCAAAUUCAAGCAACUUUAUUUAUCCCGCCGGGGUGUAAGUGGUUUGAAGCACCUUUUGUAGAAAAAAGCAUAAAACACUGUCGACAGUAAGUGAGUACGAGGUAAGUACACAAUGCAGGCUCUGUGUAGCCUUCGAGCUCAUCUGACUUCCACAGACAGUGAAGUGAAGUGGGUGAAGUGGGUGUGAUGUUGGAGUGAGACAGAUUAGUGGCCAUGUUGCUCCAGCAGACCAGGACCGAGGCUUUGUCUCUCUGACUGCGGAUGGGAGGAUAAUUGGGGGGGUGUUGAAUGGUUAAUAGUGCCAUUGGUGACCAUGGUAAUGAAAGGCACCACACCUCCCCUACCCCUCCUCGUCCACUCAUCCCUCUCUCUCUCUCUCCCUCUCUUUUUCCCUCCCUCUCUCUAUCGUACUGUAUGAGCUAUUGUGUCUGGGGCAGGACGGCGGUCGGUGCCAGGGCCAGGCCAGACAAAAAAGAUCGAAACCACUCCUGCGCCCAGCCAAAGACCCCAACAGUAAGCUGUCUCGUUGGCACUCGGCCACAUAGUUCUCUCACCCCUGGCUCACUUUUUGUUUCUGUCGGUGAUUCACGUUCAGCUUGUUUGUUUGUUUUCACCAACUACUACUAUUAUACUCUACAAAACUGCCAUUAUGUUUGACUUUCCACAAACAUUGUUUGGGUGGAGCUGCUGCUGAUCUUUAAAAUCAAUGCUGGACCAGAGAUGUGUCGUCUACUCGUCAGUUACAGAUUCUGCAGGCCUGCACUGAUCGCUUCAAUUUGGGAAUGUUUCUGGAUUUGUGCUGUGUCAUUAAACGGGAGUGUGAGUUUUUAAACGA